AAUUUUUGAGGUUAAAUUAUAUUAAAUGAAUACUCAACGGGUGACAAUUAAAUUGAAAAAUCCCAAUCCUCUCUUUGAAGAAUGGCUUCUGGAGUGGAGGAACAAGGAAAAAGAGAAGCAAUCAAAGAUGUAUAAAUGCUAUGAUAAUGCUUUAGAAGCAAUGAAAAAAUAUCCAUUGCCAUUGGAAACUGGAAAAGAUUGCAUGAUACUCCAAGGUUUUGGCACAAAAUUAUGUAAUAUGAUUGAUGAUAAACUCAAGCAGCACAGAAAACAUGAUGUACAAAAAAGUAAUGAUAAUAAUCUGGUGGUUUGUGAUGAACCAAACAAGAAGAAGCAGAAGAAAAGUCCAAGUAAGUCUGAAUACACUCCAACCAAUAGGUCUGGGGCUUAUGCUAUAUUAAUAGCUCUUUAUAAAAGUAGACUGGCUUAUGAUGUUGGUCAACAAUUGAAAAACGAAAUUAUUGAAGUGGCGCAAAAGUACUGUGAUAAGUCUUUUAUGAAAUCUGAUGGGUCUAGUCAUUAUACUGCAUGGUCAUCUAUGAGUACAUUGAUUACUAAGAAGUUGGUAAUUAAAGAAGGUAACCCAGCAAAAUAUUCAUUAACAGACGAAGGGUAUGAAUUAAGUCAAAAACUAGAUUUGCAAUUGAAUGAGAAUGAAGAUUGUGCAAUUGUUAAGAAAUUAGACAUUCCAAAUAAAAAAGAUGUUAGUAAAGAAAGCAAUGGAAAGAAACUUCCCAAGCAAACUAAAAGCAAAAUUAAGGAAACUACAGAAGAAACUGUUCUGAAUGAUAUAUUUUUAACAGCAGGCACUUUUCACAUAUAUUUACUGGUUGAUAAACAAGAAACUUCAGGUUCAAACAAAGAUCCAGUUGAUGAUGAGACUGUUUAUGAAUUGAAUAAGCUUAAUGUGGAUUAUGAAGUGCGGCAUCUGAAGAUUGGAGAUUACGCAUGGAUUUGCAAAGACAGGAACUCUGGGGAAGAGUUGAUUUUGCCGUAUAUCGUUGAAAGGAAACGCAUGGAUGAUUUUGGGGCUAGCAUCAAGGAUGGGCGCUUCCAUGAGCAGAAAUUCCGUUUGAAACAGUGCGGAAUUCAGAAUCUUAUAUAUUUGGUGGAGAGUAUCGAUAAUAAUAAGCAUACUGGUCUUCCUUUAACCACCCUGCAUCAAGCUGCAACUAAUACUCUUAUUCAAGACGGCUUCAGCGUCAAGUUCACAGAUAGUUUGAAAGAUACAUUGCAGUAUUUAGCAAGCUUCACAAGGAUUUUAAUUAAUAUUUAUAAGGAUAAAACGUUAAUGGCAUGUCCAAAAGAAGACCUAAUCAAUACAUCGAUCCAAGAUGAUCUAUUCCCUCUAAUGACAUUCAAGGAGUUCAAUAUAUCCUCAUCAAAAAAUAAAAAAUUCAAAGUUAGAGAUAUGUUCAUUAAGCAAUUGCUGCAAUUAAAGGGUUUAUCUGUGGACAAGGCUUUGGCAAUAACUGGCGUCUAUCCAACGCCAAAAGCCCUUUACAUGAAAUAUUUGGAGAUAUCCAACAGCGAAGCAGAAAACCUAUUGAGCAAUAUCAAUUUUGGAAAAUUGAACAAGAAAGUUGGACCAGUAAUCAGCAAGUCCAUUUAUCAACUAUACAAUUUGAAAUCGUACUGAUUCCUUGAUUUUAACUGAAUAAUUCUUUUUAAACUCUACAAUAAAACUAUUAUUUUAAAUGAUUUUUCUUUUU
Nicrophorus vespilloides is the source of this 1712-nucleotide messenger RNA. RefSeq names its product crossover junction endonuclease MUS81 (gene mus81). Lineage: Eukaryota; Metazoa; Arthropoda; Insecta; Coleoptera; Silphidae. Gene Ontology annotation, biological process: double-strand break repair via break-induced replication; resolution of meiotic recombination intermediates; DNA catabolic process. Gene Ontology annotation, cellular component: nucleus; Holliday junction resolvase complex. Gene Ontology annotation, molecular function: 3'-flap endonuclease activity; DNA binding; crossover junction DNA endonuclease activity. The coding region runs from base 26 to 1639 and encodes 537 amino acids. The transcript is spliced from 4 exons. The record is from RefSeq and is a predicted model, not a curated record.